UCACGGUUUCCGUCGGUUUCGCUAUCGGAGAAGUUUAUUUCGUUCGUUAUAGUAUGAUUCCUUUAAAGUAGUGUUGUGUACUAGUUUUACAGAAAUAUUUCACGCCACCCCAAAAUAGUCGUAUUUCAUCUAACUACUGAAAACGACUUUGUAUUGUAAUAAAGACGAGAAAGAAGAGAAAAUAUUUGAGGUACUACUAGGUAGGCGACUCAGACUGAGUUUGUCACUUUGUGCAUAACAGAAGCAUGAAAUAAUCUCACACAAAGGGGAGGUUUUCAUUAUGAAAAGAUGGCCACUUCAGCAGCAACCAUCCCCAUCUUUCUUCCCCACUGGGAAAGCAGAGAAAGGAGUGUGCGCUUCCUCUAUCUGGCGGAUAGCUGCUCCUUUCAGAUUACCAACGACUGCAGUGUCAAGGAAUCGAUGGUUCCCUUAUUUCUUGGAGCUGACCUGCUCUCAAAAACUGAUAUUAGGACAGAAAAUCAUCCUAAGUAUCAUGCAAAGUAUGCCAAGAAAGGCUUGGCAACCAAACUGAUUUUCUCCUCUGAAUUUAGGUUCCAUGGACUGAGACUCCCCACUGGAAGUAACAGCCUCUGGUUUUACAGCAUCCAGGGCCUUUUUCGAGUGGCUUUUGAAGUCUACAGCCAGCAAGAGCAGUUGUCAUUGUUGGACACAUUCCAGGACCUGUGGAAGUCACGGAUUAAUGAUGGUCCACUGAAAAUGUGCUAUUACUUAAGUGUCCGACUGAAAUGUCCAGAACCCGAGGACAUUCUGAAGAUCCACAAUACAGAAAUCAAACUCAAGCUGAAGUAUCUUGAAGUCCCAGAAACACAAGUCCAUGACCCCCAAAUGACUGAGAGCAAUAUGGUGACUCCCCAAGAUGCUGUGCCCCCUCCUGGUGACAGCUCAUCAGCAGACCACAAUUAUUGUUGUCCCACAGAUGUGGCCCCUCAGUCAGACUUUCUUUCCAGAAUUGUUCAGAGAAUCAGAAGCUUCUCUGUUCUUAUGGAAGCCUCCACACCAGAUGUUGGGAGAGAGCAGGAGGUGGUCAUGAUCCUGCUGGAACAUGCAGAGCAGUGGUUGAGAAAGGGACUGGAUGAGAGGAGCUUAGCAGACCUUGUGCUGGCACUGCUGGAGACCAAGAUCCAGGGUUCUUGGGAGGGGGAUUCUAUUUACAGCAGUGCUCUACUCCAGACUGUCAGCGCAUGGUUAGGUCGCCAGUUCUUUACUGCCAAUUGCUGCAUCAGCCAGCGGGUAGAGGGCUUCAAGGUGCGCCACAUAGAGAGCAUCUCAGAUCUACCCCCAGCUGAGGAACUAGUGGGUGAGCUGUUCCCAGAGGCCAUGCGGGUACUGCUGCUCAACUGGAUGGGUCUGACUGAGGAUUCAGCUCACUGGAAGCGUCAUAGUGAAUACCCAAUUUUACUCCUCAUUCUAGAGUUUGCCAACCAUAACCUCAUUACUGGUGUAGCACAUGUCCUUUACUCAAGCUUAAUUUGUAAAUAAUAAAACUUAAUUUAUCACAAUCCUAGAAAUUAAUGGUAUUAUGCUGGCUGUUUGGAACCAGUCAGCUGCAGUAAACCAUUUUUUCCCCCAUUUACCUUCCCAAACUCCAAUCCUUGACAGUUCCUGAAUUGCUCAUUCAGUUAAAGGUUAAAAUCUAGCUGAGGGUGUUCACUACCCAGGUCUGCAAUGUAAAAACUGACAUUCUGCCACUGGAGGAUGCUCAGUGCAAAACUAUCUGCCAGAUCUAGCAAGUGUUUUGACGGGGCUGCCGUUCUUCUCCUCUGCCUUUCUCAACCGGUGUCCUGCAGGGCUCAGUACUGGGGCCUCUCCUCUUCUCAGUCUACCCCUCCUUCCUCGGCCCUGUCAUCACCUCCCAUGGAUUCAAAUACCACUGCUACAUUGAUAAUACCCA
This is a messenger RNA of Scleropages formosus (Asian bonytongue), 1912 nucleotides long. RefSeq lists its product as uncharacterized. The record is from RefSeq and is a predicted model, not a curated record. Lineage: Eukaryota; Metazoa; Chordata; Actinopteri; Osteoglossiformes; Osteoglossidae. Bases 289 to 1500 code for a protein of 403 amino acids. The transcript has 5 exons.